AUGGCCUCCCACCAAGUCGCCAUAGCAAAGGCCUCGCUAGCCGCCGGACUCCUCCGUCCGGACCCAACCUCAGUCGCGCGCGACGAGAUCACAGCCCUGCACACCUCUCUCGACAGAGCGCUGGCCCACUGCUCUCGCGCAAACAUCCAGUCCUGCAAAGAAUGGCUUCUCAGAUAUCUUGUCUCCUCGUCUAAUCGAGUCGGCUUGUUGGCGAAGUACUUGGUUGCGUUGUCGGGGUCGUUCGAGGAUAACACCAACAACUCCAACUCCGCCGCAGCGAACACGAACACAAAUACGAACACGAAUGCGAACGCAAAACAGGCGCAGCGGCCGUCCGUGAAGAGGAAGAGGCUGCAUAUGCUGUACCUCCUGAAUGAUGUGUUUCAUCAUACGAAAUACCACAGCUCCUCGUCGGCUGCAUUCUCUACCCUCAGCGGCUCGCUGCAGCCGCAUAUGGUGGAAUUGCUGAGUUACGCUGCAUCCUACGAUCGCGAGAAAAACCCGAAACACCAUAGACGGCUGGACGAAUUGCUGGAUAUCUGGCAGGAGCAUGCCUAUUUCGGUGCCGACUAUGUAGGCAAACUCCGAGAGGUAGUGGCCAACUCUGCCGUCUCAGGCCCGAUCAAGACGUCGGCAACCCCCGGUGCGGAGGGUGCCGAGCCAGAUCGUAAAUCGAGAGAUGCACCGUUCAUUAUGCCCGCGACUCACGGCGACCAGUCUGCUCCUUUUUAUGAUCUCCCGGCUGCGAAUAUCAUCCCGCAUAUUGUUCCGAAUUCGACGGCUCCGCUGCGGCCGGAUUUGAUCAAACCGUUGUUUUUGACGGCGGGUCCGGCGGACCAGAAGCUAGUAUCAGCGGUCAAGUCGUUUCUUAAUGAUGUGGACCAGAUCUAUGGGCUAGGUGAAUCGGACCAGAAAGACGGCGGGAUUGUGGACAUUGAUGAGCUCGGCCAGACCGUCGUCCGCGAUGAAAUCACGGGAGAGAUCCUCGAAGGCGAAACGUACUACGGCUGGUCCCGGUCGUUCUGCCAGCAGAUGAAGAAGAGAAACGCGCGAGGCCGCGGGAGCCGAAGUCGCAGUCGCAGCCGCAGCCCCCAUAAGCGGCGACGGUACAGCGACAGUGCCAGCGAUGACAGCAGAUACCGCAGCUCAUCUCGAAGCCGGUCACCCCGGUCACCCCGACGAGACCGGCGGUAUGACUCGCGGUCUCGCUCGCGAAGUCGUUCCUACUCGCCGCCAAGUGCAGCCCCCCAGCAACACCAACCCUCACACGCCCAAAAUACAUACGCCCAACCGCCAGGCUUCCCAGCGCAACCCCCUCAAAUGCCAUACAACCGUGGAAACUUCCCGCCGCCGCCGCCGCCAAACUACCAAGGCGCGUGGCCUCCUCCGCCUCCACAGAGUUUCUCCAACUUCCCGCCUCCAUUUCAGCAGAUGCCGCCAGGUCCACCGCCACCGCCGCCAAUGCCUCCAGGAUCGGGGCCAUAUAACUUCCCUCCUCCAGGCGGGCAAGGCUGGCAUCCCCCACCGCCGCCGCCGUCUGGACGUGGAUGGCGGUGA
Aspergillus puulaauensis is the source of this 1557-nucleotide messenger RNA. Its product is annotated as RNA polymerase II-binding domain-containing protein. NCBI's taxonomy places the organism in Eukaryota, Fungi, Ascomycota, Eurotiomycetes, Eurotiales, Aspergillaceae. Bases 1 to 1557 code for a protein of 518 amino acids. The record is from RefSeq and is a predicted model, not a curated record. Gene Ontology annotation, cellular component: perinuclear region of cytoplasm. Gene Ontology annotation, biological process: intracellular calcium ion homeostasis. The transcript is spliced from 2 exons.